GGUAGCUCUGUUUUACCUUUUAACUUAAAAUGGCUCUUAUUAUUUCGUGUUUGGGGUAUGUCACAGUCUCGGGGUGCGGUUUCGUGAGAGAGAGAAGACAAAGGAGGAGGAUAUAGGGGAGACAGGCUAGGCAGGCCUUCAGGGCAAAGUUGAGGAAGGGCCGCUGCUGCUGCCGGUUCCCAUAGUCGUGCCCUUCCAGCCCAGGCAUCUAAGCCACGGCGCGGGCACCGGGAGCCGGACGGACGCUGUUGCUUCUUCCUAUUGCACAUGGACCCCCUCAGGGUAAACAGCUGUGUGAAGAGCAAUGAGCAUGUCCUGGAAGAGUUGGAAACAGAAGGGGAAAGGCAGCUGAAAAGCCUCCUUCAGCAUCAACUUGACACCUCUGUGUCCAUUGAGGAAUGUGUAUCUAAGAAAGAGAGCUUUGCUCCUGGUACUAUGUACAAGCCCUUUGGGAAGGAAGCAGCUGGGACUAUGACUUUGUCCCAGUUCCAAACACUACAUGAGAAGGACCAGGAAACUGCUUCUCUCAGGGAACUAGGGCUCAAUGAAACAGAAAUCUUGAUCUGGAAGAGCCAUGUUUCAGGUGAAAAGAGGACAAGACUGAGGGCAACCCCUGAAGCAAUACAGAACUGUCUUCAAGAUAUUGAAGAAAGGAUAUCAGAGCAUCAUCGCAUCCUUUGCCUGCCGCAGAGAUUUGCAAAGAGCAAACAGCUGACCCGGCGAGAAAUGGAAAUAGAAAAGUCUUUAUUUCAGGGAACUGAUCGUCACUCCUUCCUUAAGGCUCUUUAUUAUCAAGCAUACCACAAAAAGACAAGUGCAGACAAGUACAUGACCUCAAUGAAGAGGAAGAUAAAAUUAGGCACAAAAGAUGAACCCCAAAAGAAGAACAAAGGUGAUCCCAUGAACAACCUGGAAAGUUUUUACCAAGAGAUGAUAAUGAAAAAACGUCUUGAAGAGUUCCAUCUUAUGAGAGGUGAACCCUUUGCUUCCCACUCACUGGUCUCAGCUACAUCAGUGGGAGAUAGUGGCACAGCUGAGAACCCGCCAUUACUCCAGGACAAGGGAGAACAGGCAGCACAGGGUAAAAGUCCCAGUCUCCAUGUGGCAAAAGUUAUUGAUAAUUCACCUGAGCAGUGUUGGACUGGGCCUAAGAAGCUGACGCAGCCAAUAGAAUUUGUCCCAGAAGAUGAGAUCCAGAGAAAUCGUUUGUCAGAGGAAGAGAUCCGAAAAAUUCCUAUGUUUUCUUCAUAUAAUCCAGGGGAGCCAAACAAGGUGUUAUACCUGAAGAACCUUAGCUCUCGGGUGACUGAAAGAGAUCUUGUCUCAUUGUUUGCUCGGUACCAGGAGAAAAAAGGACCUCCAGUUCAAUUCAGGAUGAUGACUGGACGAAUGAGGGGACAAGCUUUUAUCACCUUUCCCAAUAAGGAGAAGGCAUGGCAAGCAUUUCAUCUAGUAAAUGGAUAUAAACUACAUGGGAAAAUAUUGGUAAUAGAAUUUGGAAAGAACAAAAAGGAACAGUCAAAUCUCCAGGCUGUGUCUCUCAUAUCAUCUACUACAGAAAGCACUACAGAAAUUAGUGGUAGCUAGAAGAUAUAUACAUUGUGAUCCCAGGAGGUAUUUCUCGCAUCAGAAUCUCUGAUCUAGGAUUUCAAUAUAGAUAGCAGUUUGUUUGGAAUUGAAGUAGAGAAAAAUCUAAUUAAGAUAAUCCCUUUAGCUUUUAGAAAGAAUUGGUAGAAAGCAUUUUUAUAAUCAAAGAUUCUAUAGGACAGACAAGAUGCUGAGUCUGAAGUGUAUGGUAUAAAGAGUAUCAUUUUUUUGAGAUAAAUUAUAAAGGAUUAUUUCCAAGGAUUUAACAAAAUAUUUAUAGUUUAUCUGUGGUUUUAAAGACUUGUCCCUUGAGAUAAUAUUGUUUCUAAGAUUGUCUCCUAUAUACAAAACUAAAAACCUAAAUGUUGAAAUAUUUAUUUAUUAGAACCCAUUUGUCCCUAAUUGUAUUUAUGUAGUAAAUAAAUCACCAUGGCCCCAGGUCUAAACAUCAAUAAAUGCUGUUAAAUGAGAACUAUCAGCAAUAACAGUAGUUUCAUAAGUCAGUACACAUAUUUAAUGAAUACUUCCCAUUAAGUUAUCAAUGGUUUCAAAAAGCCAUAUAUUUUUCUAAUGAAAGCAUCUAGAUGUAAAUAUUGAUGUUCUCCUCAUCAGUUAUAGCUAGCUACCACUGAGUAAUCAUUGAAUUCAAAGCAAUAACAAUCAGAUAAGCAUCCAGUAUAUGUUAGGUAUUAGGUAUAUGCAUUUAAGAGGAACAUACUAGCAAAAAAUACUAAAGGGAAGAUGGGAGGAAAGAGUCCUCUAGAAGAGAGGCAGCCAAUCCCAAAUACCCCAGUUGUUGAUUUAUAGUUGCUGAAGAAUAGAAAGACAAUAGGGUAUAGAGAAGGUAGUACAAACUUUGGACUCAAACCUUUGUUUGAAUUUCACAGCCAUACUUAUCAUUCCAUGACCAUGGCAAGUCACUUAACCUGAACCUCAGUUUUCUCAUCUAUAAAUUGAGGAAAAUAAUACUACUUACCUUGUUGGGUAGUGAGAAUUCAAUGAGAUGGUAUUAUCCAGAUUAAAGAGCAGGAAAAAAAAAGAAGAAAAAACUGAACAGAGUAUAGGACCAUUAACCCUGUGGAAGUCACAGUAAAAUAAUUACAGCAUAUGUCUCAUGUAUCGCAGAGAUAUAUUCAUUAUUAAUAUAUGAUAAAAUGUGAAAAAAAUUAAAAACAAACAUUUGCAUUUAUUAUGUUUAUAUAAUAAAAUACAUAAUUUUUAAUUUAUUUUCAGUCACAAUUUAGAAAUUAAAGAAAUAUAAAAACAUAAAGAAUAAUUUUUCUUUUUCAAAUAAUGGAUACAUGGAUAUUGCUAAAAAUAUAACCCAAAAAAGUCUAUAACAUUAAUUAAUCAGAAUCUUCAUAGUUGGCUUUGCCAAACAUUUGUAACAGUCAUUGCAAACAAUAUUGUUAUGCUCAAGGCAUACAUAAUUUUUCACAACACUGGCAAAAAUAUUUUGAUAAGCGCCUCGCUUUGGAUGCAUAGCACCUAACACACCUUCAAAACAUGUUACAACCCAACUGAUGGCUUAAAGGUUAUGGUUUAACAUUAGUCACGUACAAACAUGCAGCUAGUCAUGACCUUGAACCUAUGCACCCAGUAUAUGUAACAAUAUUUAAGAGAAGAGUUUGUAUCUCUCAGAUCAGCCACGACCUCCUCAGGGUUAAGGACUCCAACAUACUUGUAACUGGAGUACCAGAAAAAAGACAAGAGAAAGAAAGCAGAAAAAAUUCUAAUAAAUAAUGGCUGUAAACAUCCAAAAUUUGAUGAGAAACAUUAUCUACUCAUCCAAGAAUUUCAGUGAACCCCAAGAACAGUAGACAAGAAGAAAUCCACAGACACAUUAUAAUAAAGGUGCUAAAACAAAGAUAGUUUGGAAACAACAUCAAAAAAAUGAACCAUUAUUCUCAAUGGAACCCCAAUAAGAUUAAUAACUGACUUCUCAUCAGAAGUAAUGGAGAUGGCAGUGGGAUGACAUAUUCAAAGUGCUCAAGGAAAAAAAAAACUCAAUAUAGAAUCCUGCAUCCAAUAAAAGUAAUUUUAAAAAAUGAAGAUUAAAUAAAGACAUCCCCACAUAAUCAAAAACUGGAAGAAUAGGUUGCUGGCACACGUAAUUUACAGGAAAUAUUAAAGGAAAUUCUUCAGGUGGAAAGUAAGUGACCUCAGACAGUAACUUGAAUCUAUACACAUAAAAAUAUAGCAUGGGUAAAGUUAAUUGUGUAAUUAUAAAAUUUCAUCUAGAUGCAUUUUCCUUUAUUUUAAUUGAUUUAAAAAUCAAUUUUAUAAAACAGUAUGUAUAUAGUUGCCCUUUGGGGCCUGUAACAUAUGAAACUGUUGCCAGUAACAGGACAAAGGAUGUGGGUGGAAGCAAAACUUAAAGAACUAACUACAGGUGGUAACUCAAAUCUGCUGAAAUAAAUGAAGAAAACAUAAAAUGGGAAAUAAAGUUAUUAAAAAGCUAUAAAUAUAUACUUUUCUCUCACCUUCUUUAAAAGACAAAAUUAUGUUCAAUUAUUACAAUGUAUUGUUGGAUUUAUAACAGAAAUAUCUAUAACAGUAUCAUAAAGAAGUAGAAAAAUGAAUAGGUUUAUAUAAGAAUAAGGUUUUAAUAUCUCAUUGGGAUUAUGAUAUAUUUGAAGCCAAUUUGGUUAAGAUGUGCAUGGUAAACCCUUAGAGCAACAACUAAGAAAUAACUGAAAAUAGUGAAAAUAUUAUUAAACAGAUUUAAGUGUCCCAAUAGAAAAAUAUCAGUGUAAAACCAUACAAAAAGAGGAAUGGAGAAACAAAAACAAGAAAAAUUU
Messenger RNA from Phyllostomus hastatus (greater spear-nosed bat), 4388 nucleotides. It is a transcript of the gene RBM41, whose product is annotated as RNA binding motif protein 41. Gene Ontology annotation, cellular component: U12-type spliceosomal complex. Gene Ontology annotation, biological process: mRNA splicing, via spliceosome. The transcript is spliced from 8 exons. The coding region runs from base 268 to 1587 and encodes 439 amino acids. Gene Ontology annotation, molecular function: U12 snRNA binding; pre-mRNA intronic binding. The record is from RefSeq and is a predicted model, not a curated record. NCBI's taxonomy places the organism in Eukaryota, Metazoa, Chordata, Mammalia, Chiroptera, Phyllostomidae.